AUGGAUUUUUUAGUAACUUCAUGUUCCACUUCAAUAGAAUCUCCAAUAGGCCGCCCUAUUAUUCUACCUUCCUCAUUUCAAGGGUCUCCCAGGAAUAUGCAAGAACGGUAUCAUGAUGCUAUGACUAUUGUUUUAAAAUAUGGUAGACCUGAUUUAUUCAUAACUUUUACUUGCAACCCUACUUGGUCAGAAAUAAGUGAAAAUCUAUUUGCCGGCCAAACAACAACUGAUAGACCAGAUAUAGUAUGUCGAGUUUUUAAAAUAAAAUUAAAUGCAUUUAUAUCGGAUAUCCUUAAGAAUAAAAUAUUUGGGACAUCUUUAGCUUAUGUGUAUACAAUUGAAUUUCAAAAAAGAGGCCUACCACAUGCCCAUUUGUUAAUUAUAUUGAGUAAAGAGAAUAAAAUUGAAACAUCGGAGGCAAUAGAUAACUAUGUUUCAGCUGAAAUACCUGAUAGGCUAACAAAUCCAAAAUUAUUUGCUAUUGUAACACGCUGCAUGAUACAUGGCCCCUGUGGCAUAAUAAAUCCCCAAUCUCCGUGCAUGGAUAAAGGCAUGUGUACCAAAAAUUUCCCCAAGGAUUUUCAAAAUGCCACCAAAUCUAAUAUUAAUGGCUACCCCUCAUAUAAAAGAAGGAAUUUGGCUCCAAUUUUAAUAUCUAAGAAAUGGGUAGAUAAUAGAUUUGUUAUCCCGUACAAUUCUUAUUUACUACUAAAAUAUAAUGCGCACAUAAAUGUAGAAAUUUGUACUUCAAUUAAAUCGGUUAAAUAUAUUUUUAAAUACGUAUACAAAGGGUAUGAUUGUGCUAAUGUAGUUUUAAAUGUCGAUUCUCCCCCUACUAAAUAUGACGAAAUUAAUAAUCACAUAAAUGCACGCUAUGUAAGCUCAUGUGAAGCUAUGUGGCGCUUAUUAGAAAACCCCAUGCAUGAUCGUUCUCAUGCAAUUAUCCGUUUAGCAGUACAUAUGCCAUUUAAACAGUUAAUUUAUUUUCAACAAGGACCUGAAAAGUCGGCCAUGGAAAGAGCUAUUUAUAAAAAUACAACCCUUACUGCUUGGUUUAUUUUAAAUCAACUUUCUCCUUGCGCUAGAAAAACCUUUAUGAUAUCAAAUGUGGGGAACGCUUUUAUCUUCGUCUACUUCUUCUCCACGUGCCUGGAGCUACGAGCUGAGUUUUUGCGAACUGUAGACGGUAUAUUAUUAAACAUGUUUAAAGAUGCCGCUAUUAAUAGAUCAUUAUUAUGCGAUGAUAACGAAUGGGAAAAAUGUCUAGAUGAGGCCUCUUUAUUUCUAAUGCCAUCUCAAUUACGCCACACUUUUGCUUUUAUAUGCGUUUUCGGCCAUCCUCAAAAUCCUACAUCUUUAUGCAACCAAUUUGGCUUUACAUAUAUUUUAACAACUCUCAGUGUUCAUGGGUACAAUUGUAAAGAUUUUAAUCUUCCUACUCCUGACCCUAUCCCUCAAUCUAAUUUAUAUGAUGCUAUAAUAGAGGCAGAUACUGCAUGUGUAAUGGUAGCUAAUCUUAAUUUAUUACAGCGUAACGCUUUUGAUAAAGUUAUCCAGGCUAUUGCCGAUCCCUCUUUUACACCUAAAUAUUUUUACAUAGAUGGUCCCGGUGGAUCAGGCAAAACAUAUCUGUACAAUACUCUCAUGCAUUAUCUUAGAGGACAACAUAAAACUGUCAUACCAUUUGCUACCACAGGUAUAUCUUCUAUCCUUCUUAUAGGUGGAAGAACUAUCCAUAGUGGUUUUAAAAUUCCAGUACCAAUUUUAGAUACAUCCGUUUCACGCAUGAAAACUAAUUCAAUAGAGGCUCAGAAACUUAAAAAUGCACACUUAAUAAUUAUAGAUGAAGUAAGUAUGAUGACUAAACAUGCUUUACGGUGUAUAGAUUUAUUACUUAGAGAUAUUAUGCAAACAUCCAACCCCUUCGGUGGUAAGGUUAUCUUAUUAGGAGGAGAUUUCAGACAAACACUUCCUGUUAUACCUAGAGGUACUAAAACAUCUAUAUUAGAAUCGUGUAUAAAAUGUUCACCUCUAUGGCAUAUUUUUUUGCAACUUAAAUUAAAAGAUAAUAUGAGAAUUUUAGACGAUGAUUCUGAGUACAAUAAUUGGCUCUUACAAAUUGGCGAAGGGAAAACACCAACCUUAUCCCCCCUUACUUCCGACUAUGUUGAAAUUCCUCUAACAAUGAUAGAGGAAUCUUUAAUAUAUUCUAUAUAUGGCGAUUUCAAUUUACUUAAUAAUGUUGAAUACCUAGCGCAACGUAUUAUUUUAACAACAAAAAAUAAAGUAGCAUUGGCAUUAAAUAAUGAUAUAAUUUCAAAAUUACCAUCUCCAAUUAAACAUUACUAUAGUUCAGACUCAUUAAUUUCAGAUAACGUUGAUGAUUCUAAUAAUUACCCCAUAGAAUUCUUACAUUCACUAACACCUUCGGGCAUGCCUCCUCAUAUAAAUAAUAUCCCAUUCACCAUCGCUAAACCAUCUUCAUCACCAACAAUAGUUAUUUACGGCAAACUAUGUGCAAGGGAAUUACAACAUCAUCUUCAAAAACGACACCACAUUGAACAAAGAAAAGAAAACUUCUUCACCAUCGCUAAACCAUCUUCAUCACCAACAACA
Gordionus sp. m RMFG-2023 is the source of this 2616-nucleotide messenger RNA. RefSeq lists its product as uncharacterized. Gene Ontology annotation, molecular function: DNA helicase activity. Lineage: Eukaryota; Metazoa; Nematomorpha; Gordioida; Chordodea; Parachordodidae. The transcript has 4 exons. The record is from RefSeq and is a predicted model, not a curated record. Gene Ontology annotation, biological process: DNA repair; telomere maintenance. The annotation marks the transcript as partial.